AUGGACUACUUUGAAGCCAAUAGGUCUAGACAUGCGUAUCGGCGGAAUGAGCGUGUAAAUAGAGGACUGGGUUCUUUUAUUGAAGGAAAAUCUACUCUUUCUUGCUGGCAACAGGGACCCAAUGUGAAGGCAUUUGAGGACAACUCCAAGUUCGAGGGCGGCUUGGACACUAUGCAACAACGAUUUGAGAGCCAAGGCGUGGCACAGAACGGAGACGAACCGGAACAUUCUGCCACGGCCGCAUACGCAUCAGGUAUUGGAGCGUCAGACUUCGCCAAGUUUCCUACCGAGGGGCCCCCUGGAGCAGCCCAACCUGGUUACCUUGGGCCCUACGAGCCAGAUAGCCAGACAGGCUUGCGUGAAAACGACCGGAGUGCUAUAUUUUCAAAAGCUGCCAACAUUAUUCGAGAAUCUUUUGAAAUAGAGGGUUGCUUAUUCUUCGAUGUCACAGUGGGCUCGUAUAGAGCUCCUACUGUUCAGUCACCAUCCGGUAAUGGUGGGGGUGAGAGACCAUCAAGCCGACUCUCUUCAGCAAGCAGCAGCGAUGACCAGCUUUUCUCAUUACCAGCGGAAGAUCACGAUGUCAUGUGCGAGCUGCUCGGUUUUUCCACAUCUGACGGGUCAAGCAUAAACAGGCGCAGACUGGCGCAAAGCGAAGGAAAUCUACCCAAGCAGUUCCUAGCAAAGCUGCUUCGCCGAUAUCCUGAAGGCAAGAUUUUCAACUUUGAUGCCGUUGGAGAGUUGCAAUCCAGUGAUUCCUCAGAUGACGAUCGUGGGCCAUGUACCACGGUUAACGAUCUGUCGCGUCCGUCCAGACAUGACAAUGACAUUAGCGCAUCCACGACCACGGAGGGCCGAGAGAACAAAGAAAGGCAACCCCGCCGUCUAAGGGAAGGUGCCUUAAUUCAUAAAAUGUUUGCAUUCGCCCGUAGCGUAGCCUUCAUACCAGUUUGGGACUCGAAGAGAGAGCGGUGGUUUGCAGGCGGCUUUGCAUAUACGCAAACUGCAGCAAGAGCCUUCACCGUUGAAGGCGAACUUAGUCUUCUGAAGGGGUUUUCUAACUUGAUUACUGCUGAAGUCCAUAAACUCGAGACUCAGCAAGUUAAUCAGGCGAAGUCAGACGCAUUAGGGUCGCUAUCUCACGAACUACGAUCUCCUUUACACGGUGUGGUCCUUGGCAUUGAGCUCCUCAACGAUACGGACCUCACCGUUUUUCAAGGGAACGCAACGCAUACAAUUGAAACAUGCUGUCGGACCCUUAUGGAUACUAUUGACCAAAUUCUUGACUAUGCAAAGGUCAAUAGUUUUGCAGCACCACACAAGCAAGCGUCUACAGUGACCCCUUGGCGGCUAAGACAGAGAGCAGGUUCGGCACACUUUGGCAAAAGGAGCCUGUACCUGAAUGCGAGGUUCGAUGGACUAGUAGAGGAAGUCAUGGAAACCGUGUUUGCGGGUUUCAACUUCCAGUACAUGUCCGUGAGACAACUGUCUAGGCACGAUGCGUGGAUGACACAAACUGACGAAAUCGCCCAUAACCAGAUGGAUGCCGCACAAGCCAUGGAGCAACUUGGACCUGGUGUUGGGGACACACGCGACGGAGGACAGAGGCUACACUUCGGGGACGUAUCGGUCUACUUGCAGGUUGAUCAAACUUGUAAUUGGAUGUUCCACUUACCCGGGGGUGCAAUUCGACGCAUUAUAUUGAACUUGUUUAGUAACUCGCUCAAAUUUACAACCCAGGGUGCCAUCUGGGUCUCACUGAGCCAAGAAAAAGCGUCGGCGAAGCGGACAAGAACAGAACGUGAACGCAUCAUUACAUUAUCAGUUCAGGAUACAGGUCGGGGUAUUGGCCAAGACUAUAUGCAAUACAGAUUAUUCCAACCCUUUGCUCAAGAAAAUGACCUUUCACCCGGAACGGGACUAGGCUUGAGUCUUGCCAAGAAAAUUGUAUCACAGCUUCAUGGCCAGAUCUCGGUUCAAAGUCAAGUUGACGUUGGGACAAGGAUUACCGUUCAUUUACCACUCGCGCAGUCCCCGGCAAAUACUGAUAAAACCAAGGAGGACCAGGACUUUGAGGAUCAAGUUCAAGAGCUCACUGGCUUACGCGUCCAACUGGCUGGCUUUUCCACCGUGAAAAUCGCAGAGAGGAAUAAACUUGCCAUGGUGGAGGACAUUUGCCGGAAUUCACUCCACAUGGAAGUAGUUUCGCCUGACAUAGGUGGGCAGUUGGCACCGGACAUAGUUCUUUGGUUAGAAUAUGCGCUUCCAGAAUCAUUCGGCGAGCUCUCCGAUUUUACUAAAACGCCAAACGUGGUCAUCUGCCGGGAUGCUCUUGCGGCGUACCGCCGAUUUAGUAUUCAUGAAUCUGCCGGUUAUGAGGGUGUAUUCGAUUUCAUAUCGCAGCCAAUCGGGCCUCGUAAGUUAGCGAAGUCGAUACAACUCGCCUACAAACAUUGGAUGAGCCUACCUAAAAUCCCCUCGCCGCCUGUCAAGCCGCCCAGGUCCCCUAAGUCCAACAGUUUGUAUGGUGUCCGGCUGAAUGACGAGGCUGUUGCACCGGUUCAGCCAUCGAACCCCAUGCCGUUCACAGAAUCGGCUGCCAACCCGGAGUUAAUAAACCCCCAGCCACAACAUACAAGCCCGACUCUGGCUCGGACUGUGUUGGUCUCCGAUGCGAGCUUAGUGUGUAAGAAGCCCGCCAUUGCCAAUAAAAUCUUACUUGUUGAUGAUAAUCACAUCAACUUGAAGAUAUUGUCCGCAUACAUGGGCAAGCUCGGUCGGCCGCACGAAGCCGUUGUGAAUGGUAGAGAAGCACGCGAUACGUAUAUACAGAACCCAGACUGCUUUGUAGCCAUUCUAAUGGAUAUUUCCAUGCCCGUCAUGGACGGCCUUGAGGCCACAAGACAACUUCGGAAUUUUGAGCGUCACAAUCAAUUGCGGCCAGUUGCCAUUCUCGCCUUGACGGGACUGGCGUCUCACACGACGCAGAGGGAGGCAUCUGAGAGCGGAGUAGACAUAUUUUUGACGAAACCGGUGCGCUUAGUGGCCUUGAGGGAAGCCAUGGAAUUGAUGAGAGUCUUCUCUUAG
Molecule: messenger RNA, 3087 nt
Organism: Pochonia chlamydosporia 170
Lineage: Eukaryota; Fungi; Ascomycota; Sordariomycetes; Hypocreales; Clavicipitaceae
Product: histidine kinase
Exons: 3
Coding region: 1-3087 (1028 amino acids)
Biological process (GO): protein autophosphorylation; phosphorelay signal transduction system
Molecular function (GO): phosphorelay sensor kinase activity; histidine phosphotransfer kinase activity
Source: RefSeq, a predicted model, not a curated record